UAAUGUCUCCUGGCUUAAGCUCCGCCCCGUUGGCCGGCUCAGUCUUACAAAACCAGUUUACACGCCGCACCGCGCACAGCUUUCUACUCCUGAGACCGACGGCACGAAGGAAACCAUCAAAAAUGGGAGUGACAAUUAAAGUGGAAUACUGUGGCAAGUGAGGCUACGAACCCCGCUAUCAGGAGCUCAGGCGUGCUGUCAAGCAGGAGUUUCCCGAUGCGGCUGUUUCGGGCUUCGUGGGAAGACAAGGCAGCUUUGAGAUUGAUGUCAACGGGCAGCUGAUCUUCUCCAAGCUUGAGCUAGGGGGGUUCCCACAUGAGGAUGACGUCUUGGAUGCAGUUAACAAAGCCAACGAUGGCAAACCUGUCGAGAAGAUAACCAAAAGCCGCGCACCAUGCGUCAUCAUGUAAACCCCCCGCCUGCCCUGCCGCUUCCAAACCGGCCAGUGCUUCUGUAAACUGCCGAUGUCACCUCUGCUUUACAGAAGGCUGGCGGAGAUGCACUAGGGCCGGUGUCUCCUGCCGCCAAACAUCUGGCUCCCCCUCUGGGUUCUCAUUGUGGUGCUCCGGACUGUUAAUGAUUACUGUGGCCUAAAAGGUUAAAGGUCAUAGUAUGAUGAAACCAUUCCUGGAAGUCCCUUUAUUAUGGAAGCUCAGAUGGGGAGAAGAUGUCGCAGGAGGAUUCGAGGGAGAUACCUUUACUUCACUUUUCCUACUGCCUGGUUCCCUGAUAUUCUAUAACUGUCUAAUUCUUUAGUUUUUUUUUGUUCUGAGUUCACAUGCAAUUACCAGUUUUCCACAGAAGGAGAGAAUUAUGCAAGGUAGAUUUAAAUUAAACAUUUUUUAAGGCAGACAGCCUCUUUGUUUCUGCCUCUGCGCAGGUCUUUGGUGAGUUUUAGGAUAUGAUAAUAUUUGAAACAUUACUGUAAGGGUUGUAGAUAUUGAAGGAAUUUUGUAUCAUUUGUGGAUUGGGAAAUGGAAAAUUAUGCUGCCAACGGUUUCUUUCUCUUUCCGUAUCAAAUAAGAACUUUUCAAUUUCUCUCGUCCGUUUCUGAUACAUAUAUAUUUAUCUCUGUGUUAUCAACUGUUGGCUACUAGCGCAAUCAUCGGCAGUGCUUCUGAAGACCACCACCCACUGGUUUGUCAGCUCACGCGUAACAAGAUGUCUGCCUGCACCAUAAUCACCUCAAUGUUCACUCGGAUGUCAGGAAACUUUUUAACUUUAAAUAAACGUACUGUAAUAGCUCA
Messenger RNA from Pungitius pungitius (ninespine stickleback), 1247 nucleotides. Its product is annotated as migration and invasion enhancer 1-like. Gene Ontology annotation, cellular component: cytosol. Gene Ontology annotation, biological process: negative regulation of apoptotic process; positive regulation of filopodium assembly. NCBI's taxonomy places the organism in Eukaryota, Metazoa, Chordata, Actinopteri, Perciformes, Gasterosteidae. The record is from RefSeq and is a predicted model, not a curated record. The transcript has 4 exons.